Molecule: messenger RNA, 1626 nt
Organism: Baudoinia panamericana UAMH 10762
Lineage: Eukaryota; Fungi; Ascomycota; Dothideomycetes; Mycosphaerellales; Teratosphaeriaceae
Exons: 2
Biological process (GO): regulation of transcription by RNA polymerase II; cell differentiation
Molecular function (GO): RNA polymerase II cis-regulatory region sequence-specific DNA binding; DNA-binding transcription factor activity, RNA polymerase II-specific
Source: RefSeq, a predicted model, not a curated record
AAUGCACAUUCAAACAGUUCCAGAAACCGGCCGCCACGAAAGAGCACCCUUACGCAGCAGCAGAAGAACGCAAAACGUCAGAGGGCAACUCAGGAUCAAUUGAUGACGCUGGAGAUAGAGUUCAACAAGAACCCGACGCCCACGGCAGUUGUGCGUGAACGCAUCGCGCAAGACAUUGAUAUGACCGAAAGGUCUGUGCAGAUCUGGUUCCAGAACAGACGCGCCAAGAUCAAGAACAUCGCCAAGCGCAGCAUUGAAAGCGGAGAGGACUGUGACAGCAUCCCCGAAUCCAUGCGGCAGUAUCUGGCGAUGCAAGCCUACGGUCCUGGCGUCAAAGGGCUACCAGCGGGCAUGCUCGGACGAACAGGAUCUGCUUAUGGAGCUUUCGGCGCAGGCACGCUGAUGCUAAAUACCGACAACAGUUCGGGUAAAGUGGUCAUACAGCACUUCGCCUGCCGGUCACUUUCGAUCGGCACAUGGCGCAGGGUUGGGCAGAGCACCAUGGAUCUCGUUAUCUUCUACUCGCCUGACAAGGCAUGCAUAACGUACUAUAUCAACAACGACAAUGCCGGUUACAAGAUCGAGUACCCUUUUGCCUGGAUCAAAGGCAUCUCCUUGGAGCAAGGCGAUGUACUCUCUGCGGCAGAAGGAGCGUCGCAGAGAUCGGGAGGCCUUGUGAUCGAGCUGACGCGAUCGCCACGAUUCUACAUGGACAGCUCCGGCAGUGGCGGGUUUUACGAGUGCGGAGACUUUACGGAGGAUCAACAGGCGACGCAGGUGAUGGUACACCAUCUUGGAGGGCCGUCGAAAGUCCUUAGUGGCCAACUAGCGAAGCUUGUCUCCCUCGAGGCCUAUCAAAACCGUCACCACGUCUUCGACCCGGCGCAACUGGCCAUCUCCGCCCCCGUUUCACCCAUGCGACCGGCGAGUCAGCCCAACCACCUGAUACACCCGCAUCAACAAGGGCAGAUGCUGCAGCCAGAAAGUGCGCUGGGUUUGAUGGGCCCUCCAGCACCUCGUGGUCACAAGAGACAGCGAAGUCGAUCCGUACCUGCUGCUAUUGACCUCUCGAUGUUACGCCAUCCUAUGCCGUCGUUCUUGAUACAACAGGAGCCACAGUCUGCUCAGCCAGUCAUGCAAGAUCCAAUGAUUUUUGCACCUAUUCCGCAACAUCACCCUCCCCCGGGCUUUGGUCCUGCGCCAAUGGGCCCGAGCCUCAGCAUCGAUACAUCUGGCGUCUACGGGCUGAAUCUUCACCACAACAACCCGAUGUCAGCGACCACUGUAAACUCGCCGAGCGAGUACGGCACGCCGCACUUCUUCACGACUGCCCCUCCAGGCGAAUGUCUGCCCCUCACACAUUUUGGUACGCCCUUUGUUUCCGGCUUCUUACAGGUCGAUCAGGCUGCCAUGAUCGGCACCAGCAACACACCUUUGUCGAUCAUGAGCGGCGAUCCGGUGAUUGCCGAUCACUCGCCGCCACUUACUGGUGUUGACCGGAGUCAGAGUGCGGACAUCUUCGGCACGCCUGGCGAGCACCCAACUUUCAGCGACGACAGCCUGUACUUAUCCGAGUCGUUCAACAAGCAGAUGCAACUUCCCUUCCGAAGUCCGCUAACUGAUGAA